Messenger RNA from Phasianus colchicus (ring-necked pheasant), 552 nucleotides. NCBI's taxonomy places the organism in Eukaryota, Metazoa, Chordata, Aves, Galliformes, Phasianidae. The record is from RefSeq and is a predicted model, not a curated record.
GUAGCAUGAAUUGAGGUUUGCUUUCUGAAUUGCAGCACGGCAUGCUCGUUGGUGCUGAACGUUUGCCUCUCUUGUUUUCCAGGACACUGGAGUUCCUGAUGAGACACUUGGCGUGUCUGGCUGGGAGCUCCACCAUCACAAACAUGCAUGCCAAGAACCUAGCCAUUGUGUGGGCUCCAAACCUCUUAAGAUCACAGCAGAACGAGUCUGCCUGCGCCAGCGGAAGAGCUGCCUGCAUGGAGCUGCAGACGCAGUCGGAUGUGGUGGAAUUUCUCAUCAACCACACAGACGUCCUCUUCUGCUCCAAAUCCAGAGCAGACAUCGCAGAUGCAGCAGGGCACAAUUCUCUCCCAGGGCCCAAGUCUGUGGGGGUCUCUUCUGCUGCCACAAAGCUGCUCAGCCUGGAGGAGGCACAGGCACAGAGGCGAGGCCACAGCAGCUCUCCCCCUGUGACAGAGAGCAGCAGGGACAUUGAAGUGGAAGAAAGCCCUGCAGCUGGGCAGGGCAAAUUCCACACCGUCGUUGACUUUCCAUCUGAAAGGUAAAGAGGAC